Messenger RNA from Lepus europaeus (European hare), 1396 nucleotides. It is a transcript of the gene CNPY4, whose product is annotated as canopy FGF signaling regulator 4. The coding region runs from base 111 to 824 and encodes 237 amino acids. The transcript is spliced from 6 exons. Lineage: Eukaryota; Metazoa; Chordata; Mammalia; Lagomorpha; Leporidae. Gene Ontology annotation, cellular component: endomembrane system. Gene Ontology annotation, molecular function: signaling receptor binding. The record is from RefSeq and is a predicted model, not a curated record.
UUUUUUUUUUAAGGGUGCCGCCUACCGCCUCCGAAUUUAAAGGGCCCGCCGCCGCCUCUCCGAAGUUGGUUUGGAAGCAAGUGGUGGUUGUUUGUGGACGGCGCGUUGUCAUGGGACCUGUGCGGUUGGGAAUGUUGCUUUUCACUGUGGUCGUGUGCGGGGUUUGGGCUGGGACGCCGAAGGAGGAGGACGAGGACACAGAACGCUUGCCCAGCAAAUGCGAAGUGUGUAAGCUGCUGAGCAUGGAGUUACAGGAGGAGCUGAGUCGUACUGGCCGAUCUCGAGAGGUGCUGGAGCUGGGGCAGGUGCUAGACACAGGCAAGAGGAAGAGACACGUGCCUUACAGCGUUUCAGAGACGAGGCUGGAAGAGGCUUUGGAGAAUUUAUGUGAGCGGAUCCUGGAUUACAGUGUUCAUGCUGAGCGCAAGGGCUCGCUGAGAUAUGCCAAGGGUCAGAGUCAGACCAUGGCAACACUGAAAGGCCUAGUGCAGAAAGGGGUGAAGGUGGAUCUGGGGAUCCCUUUGGAGCUGUGGGAUGAGCCCAGCGUGGAGGUCACAUUCCUCAAGAAGCAGUGCGAGACGAUGCUGGAGGAGUUUGAAGACGUCGUGGGAGACUGGUACUUCCACCACCAGGACCAGCCCCUGCAGCGUUUCCUUUGCGAAGGUCAUGUGCUCCCAGCUGCCGAAACUGCAUGUCUACAGGAAACCUGGACUGGAAAGGAGAUCACAGACGAGCAGAAGGCGGAAGGGGAGGAGGAGGCCGAGGCCGAGGCCGAGAUGACCAAGGCAGCAGUCAACCCCACGCAUGACCCGGAGGAUCUCUGAUGCUUCGGAGCUGCCAGGAGGGAUGACGGAGCCUGACCCCUGAAGUCUGAGCUCUCCCUAGCCCAGCUUUAAGGGGGGUGUGUUUGACCGCACCCCAAAGCUUGUAGCAGUUCUCUCCCAUCCAAUCUCAGGGUGAUCCGACAGGGUGCGAGGAGAAGGUGGGAGCAACGGGUGGAAGCCCUGUCCCCGUAGAUGAGCCCUCUGCCUGCCAUCCAGCCCCUUAAUUGGCAGGUGCACGGCGAUGCUAUUGACGGCUCCCCGCCGUCACCCAGGGGUCAGCAGUGGCACUGGAGCUGUGGGCCUUGGGAAAGUCUCUUUGUCGUUGGGGAGCGGGGGGCGUCGAUUUUUCACUUUUUAGAGGGAGAGGCCAGAACACUAAUUCUCAACGGCCCACAUACACUGCCUGCACACGAACAGGACAAUGGCGGGGUUGGGGGGUGAGGCGGUGCUGAUAAGUUAAAGGGGACACAUACUCGAUCUUUGUAUUACAUUCGCUGAGGGCCCACCUCAGAAUUUCACAGGUGCCAAAUUUUAUAUACCGCUAUUAAAGUUUUUUUUUUUUUUAAUAUCAA